CUUCUUUUUCUUCUGCUAAUACAAGCAUACCAGUUCUAAAUAUUCUAAACAAAAGUCCAGUAUGGCUUUUCUUUGCACUAUCUGUUCUAAAAGAUGGUAAAAUGAAAGCCAAAUGCAAGUUGUACAAUAACAAAGAAACAUACCUCGCUCUAAGCAAAG
Molecule: messenger RNA, 159 nt
Organism: Racocetra persica
Lineage: Eukaryota; Fungi; Glomeromycota; Glomeromycetes; Diversisporales; Gigasporaceae
Source: the annotation of a GenBank genome assembly